This is a messenger RNA of Apiotrichum porosum, 1368 nucleotides long. RefSeq lists its product as uncharacterized. The transcript has 9 exons. Lineage: Eukaryota; Fungi; Basidiomycota; Tremellomycetes; Trichosporonales; Trichosporonaceae. The record is from RefSeq and is a predicted model, not a curated record. Bases 1 to 1368 code for a protein of 455 amino acids.
AUGGCUUAUCCGUGGGGUAUGCCUGGCGCCGGUGGAUACCCAGGCAUGCCGUAUGCCGCUUAUGGUUACCCCGGGCCCCAUAUAGCUGCUUAUGGUGGCAUGGGUGGCGGCUACCCGGGUACCGCCAGCCCUGCUGGAACGCACCAGUAUGCCACCGCCAUGUCCCCGAUGCCGAUGGGUGGCAUGGGAGGUGCACAGAUGCCGUAUAUGCCAGAGAUUCCUGGCAUGCGUGGCCUGCGUAUGGGUAUGGGCCCCUCUGAUUACCCCACUAUGGGUCCCGUUUAUGGGGGUGGCGGUAACCCUCACGCUGGCGGUACCAGCUACGGCGGUGGCGCGGCCCAGCCUCAGGCAGGUGGUAACUACAGUUUGGCCUUUGUUGGUGGCAUCAUCCACUUCUGCCGUCCUUUUGGGCAGAUGGGCCCCCUGCAGCUGAGUGACGGUCAGCUGGCAGCCAUCUGGGAGGCGAUCAAGCAGCUUCCUGGCGUCAGUGAGCUCAACAAUCCCAAGUGGGAGACGUGCAACGAGAGCUAUGCGCCUGGUAUCAUCUUCGGCGGGCACCUGGAGGCGUCUAAGGUUGCAAGCUGGAAGGUCAGGGUUGACUCUGAGCUGCACAAUAACCUCCCCAUGAUUGUGCCUGGAUGUCGGUGUUUCACUCCUCCUCAUCAUCUUGAGAUGGAAGUUGCUCAUCCGCAGUCUUCGGACGUGGGUUCGAAUCCCACUCUCGUCAUCAGGGGCUUCAUUGCCUCCCAAACCGUCCUUUUUGAGGUUUGGGAAGGUUGGAAGAAGGUGUUGGACGAGUUGGGACAGUGCGGAGGAUUGAAGCAUGUGGCACACUUUUCGUUUGCCAGUCGGUCAUGGGUGGCAAAUGCUACAAUGGGUGCGUUUUGGUGCUACCUGUGUGCCAUCGAAGGAGAAGAACUACCACGCCUCAACCAAGGAUGUCCGAGGGGCGUGGGACUUCGGGAUACCAUUGGUGCCUUCAACGAUCCCCCGGAUGGGAAGCCCAACUACGAAGAUGUCCCCGGCCAGCAAAUCGACCAACCGUUCGAGUUCCAAGUCUCAAGUCCAAACACUUCCGAUAGCGACUUGAAGAGCGCCGAAGACGCCGCUCACUCGAAGAGCUCGAGCACGCAGGGCUCAGCCAAUAGUGUCAAGGCGUCAUUUGUCGGCGCCAUGGUAUACUUUGAACGCCAUAACUGUGACCUCACGGCAAUGGACCUGGGGCACAUUGAGAAUCAGAUAAAGUCUAUGCGCGCGGUACAAGACCUUCUCUACCCCCAGUGGAAGACCUAUAUCGACAAGGCCACUCUGGCGAUCAUGUUUGUCGGCUAUAUCAACAGCCCCAAAAUUACGACACGCCAGCGUUGA